Paramecium tetraurelia is the source of this 717-nucleotide messenger RNA. RefSeq lists its product as uncharacterized. NCBI's taxonomy places the organism in Eukaryota, Ciliophora, Oligohymenophorea, Peniculida, Parameciidae. The transcript has 4 exons. The record is from RefSeq and is a predicted model, not a curated record.
AUGAAUGAGAAUAUAUGCAAGGAUUGUAAAAUGACAUUUGAAUUAAGUGAAUAAUUAGCUAACCAUAUUAAAAGAUUUUGUGUUAAUUCUGAAUAUGUUAAUUUAAAUAAAUUGGAACAGAAACAUGAAUAUGCUACAAAAUCUGCAUAUCCAGAAAUGAAACCUAAUCUAAAAUAAUAGGAUCCAUCAUCACUUAAGAAUUAUGGUGGAUACACAUUAGACUAAAUCAGAUCUAAUCUCAAAACUAAUGAUGGUGAUUUUAAAAGAUUAGAAAAUGCGGUUCUGAGAAAGAAAGAGGAUGAAUUUAUUGAUUAAAUUGAUAGACUAAAAGUAGUUAAUGAUUAAGAUGAACACAUCUAUUCAAUACUGUUACAAGAAGUAGAAUUAAAGAAGGGGAGAGAAUUUUAAUGUAGAAUUGAAAAAAAACAAAUACGUAAAUUGAUCAAUGAGAUGGACUCAUGGAAGAUGUCUGUAUUGGAAGAGUAAAAGAAAUAAAUGCUUGAUAAACUCCUAUUAGAAAGAAAGGAUUUGAAAAAUAAAUAAUUAUAAUUAAUAGUCGAUAUCAGAUCAUUUACAAGAGGACACAAGACAUUGUUUUCAAUGGAAUAGGCAUAAAGGGCUACUGAUAAUAGAAUAAUAGCAUCAACCUAAUAUUCAGAUGCAAAAUUAUAAUUAGUUAAAUUACAUACUAGAUUAAAAUAUAUGGAUGUUGAGUGA